CAACAACAGCAGGAUGCUCGGACAGCUGUCAGGCUGAAACUCACCGAGCUGCGGUUUAUUUAUUUAUUAUUUAUUGAUGCGCGGCACGCAGGCACGCGUGCACGGGGCCUGAUCGUUCUCCCGAUUCCUCGAUGCACGGGCGAAGUUUAAACUGAGGAGAGAGAUGAAUCAUCGGAGAGAGAGCAGAUCCACCGCCGCUGCUGUUGCUGCAGAGCUAACAGGCUAACGGUCACAAUGGAGAGGCUUUUAUAAAGUUUAUUAACACGGGGACUUAGUGACAGCAACAGUCAGCUAACAUGAACUCACUGCUGGAUUUUGAGGAGUGUGUCAAAGACUCACCUGAGUUCAGAUUGAACCUGGAUCAGUUCGAGACUGAAGUUUCCCUGCUGGAGACACACCUGGACAAGGUGAUGAAGCUGUGCGGUAAGAUGGUGGAGGCGGGACAAGCGUACAGUUCAGCCAAUCAGCUGUUCCUGAGCGGUCUGGCUGAGCUCUCCAUGUACCAGAAGACGGACAGCAUCAUCAUUACCUGUCUGAACCAGUUCAACCAGGGACUGCAGGAGAUGGUCAGCUUCCACACUAUGUUGUUCGAUCAGACUCAGAGAGCGAUCAGCCAACAGCUGACCAACCUCUGUACACAGUUCAUCCCCCAGCUGGCAGAGACCAGGAGGGAGUUUGUUCGGAUCGGAGAGGAUCUGGAAACGGCAGCGGUAAAAAAUGCUCAGGUGUCUCGCCACAAAGCCGGUGAUGCUGAGAGGGCAAGUCACCUGCUGCUCGCCACACGCAAAUGCUACCAACACUUCGCCCUGGACUACUGCCUGCAGCUUAACACCUUCAAGACUCAACAGAAGGUUGACGUCUUAAACUCAGUUUUCUCCUUCGUACACGCUCAGUUCACCUUCUUCCACCAAGGCUUCGACCUGCUCAGAGACCUGGAGCCCACCAUGAAGAGCAUGGCAGCACAGCUGUCCCAGCUGUCAGCAGACUGUGCAACCGAAAGAAAAGACCUGGAGAACAAACACCUGCUGGUGCAGCAGAGAGAUGCUUCAGGUGAGCCUAUGGUCAGCCCGUGUCCCGGGAGCGAUGACAUCAUCCAGGGUUACCUGUUUAAGCGGUCUAGGAGGAAAUCCAAAACCUGGAAGAGGUGCUGGUUCUCCAUCAGAGACAACCAGCUCAUUUACAGGAAGUCACACAAGGAGAAUGCCGUGGUUCUGUUUGAGGAUCUCAGACUGUGUGCUGUGAAACCCCUGGAGCACAUCGACCGACGCUUCUGCUUCGAGCUGCUCUCCGUCCAGAAGUGCUGUGCUCUGCAGGCUGACUCGGAACAGCUGAAGCAGGCCUGGCUCAGUGCUCUGCAGGGUAGCAUCGACCUCGCCUACAGAGAGAGAGCCGGCACGCCGCUCACACAGCCUAAAGAGCUGCCCUCUCUCCAGUGUGUUGGGGACAACCCUCUGGGCCCCCCCACUCAGAAGCCAGCAGCCCUGGGCAUGGCCCUGAGGGGCCUUGGGAACCAGCGGUGCUGUGACUGUGGGGAGGAGGAGCCACGCUGGGCCUCCAUCAACCUGGGAGUCACCAUGUGCAUCGAGUGUUCUGGCAUACACAGGAGCCUGGGUGUUCACCUGUCGAAGGUGAGAUCUCUCACUCUGGACUCAUGGGAGGCCGAACAGUUGAAGCUUCUGUGUGUUUUGGGAAAUAAUGUGAUGAACCGGAUUUACGAGGCUCGAUGUUCAGAGGAGGGACGAGUUAAACCCACAGCAGACAGCCCACGAGCAGAGAAGGAGAUGUGGAUCAAAGAGAAAUAUGUGGAGAAGAGAUUUGUGCAGAGCAGCAGCUCAGAUGGAGCUCAGCGUCAUAAUGAUGAAGCGGGGCUGCAUCUGUAUCAGGCAGCAGUGGCAGGAGACCUGGUUGCCAUGGCAGCAGCGUUGGCUGUAGGGGCGGAGGUCAACAACAGCAUUGGUGAGGAGGAGGGACGAACAGCGCUGAUUGGAGCCGCUAUCGGGGGGUCGCUGUUGGCCUGUGAGUUCCUGCUGCUGAAUGGCGCCAACGUCAACCACCGAGACCUGAGGGGACGGGGAGCACUGCACUCUGCCGCCACCGCUGGACACACCGGACAGGUGUGUCUGCUGUUGAAAAGAGGAGCCAAUCAGUACGCUGUGGACGAGAGAGGACAGGACCCAUUGGCCAUUGCCAUGGAAACAGCCCACGCUGACAUUGUCACACUACUGCGGAUGGCCAGGAUGAAUGAAGAGAUGAGAGAUUCAGAGGGAGUUUUUGGAGCAGUGGGAGACGAUGAGACGUUUCAGGACAUCUUCCGUGACUUCAGCGACAUGGCCUCACAUGACCCGGAGAAACUCAGCAGGCGGCAGUUCAGCCGGGGGGGAGAGGAGGCCGAGGAGGAUGAGGGGGGCAGAGGGAGAAGAGGAGGAGGAGCAGGAGAAGUGGCGAACAGCCAGGACAGUGUUGAAAAGAUCAGGAUGACAUAAACCCAUCGGACUCUCUGUGGAGUCCUGCUCCAAAACCAGGUUUCAUUUAACAUGUAGAGUUUACUGACAGCUGGAGUCUAAAAACUGUGUUGAACUCAUAAGAUAGCAUAAUAUAAUGUAGUAUACUCUUUAUAAAGACACUGUAAGUGCACAUAGUUUACUUCAUGUACAGUUACUGCGGUUGGAAAAGUGUUACCAGUGUUCAGGAAGAGGAGGAGCCACGACUGCAGCUAAUGUCUGUUUUCAUUAUCACUUCAUCUGCACAUUUUCUUAAUUAAUCGUUUGGUCUUUAUAACAGAAAUUUAACCACAGUUUAAUUUAAAGCUCCAUAUUUUCCUCUUCUUCUGUGUUUUAUUUGAAGUCUUGAUCCAUAAGAAGAUAUAUAUGUAGCUGCUGGGCCACCUCAGUAGGAGCGUCUUAUUUCAGGGUUCAGUUUCCAGUGGUUGACGAGGCCCAGGUCCAACAGUAACGCCCCAAGCAGCUGGAGGGUCACACUUGUUGGUCGGACCAGACUGAAACAUGUCAACAUUCAAGGAUGAAUCCCACUGACUUUUCCACUGUCAGGCUUGCAUGUGGUUCUUAGUGAAAUCAUCAUCAGGUCAACGUUUUCAUUUGUCCAGUACUUUUACUAUAUAGACGACAUUACAGAGCAUAAAUACAUGAAUGGAUAUUGCUGAAAAAAAUAUCGACCAUAAUAACAUUAAUAACAGGGUUUGAUUUCAUGAUGGUUUUAAGGAUUAUAACUGUAAUGAGUGAAGUACCUUCAAAGCUCCACCACAUUUUCCACUGAGGAUUCAAACACAGUCCCAUUCUUCAGUCGGUGGAGCUGAAGGUUUUAACUUGUAUUUGAUGUGUGUUCUCUAACCUGUGCUCAGAAAGGGAUUUUAAAUGUAGCUGCUGUUACAUUUUACAGCUAGACAAACGUCUGAGACUGAAUCUAAAUGUUUGAAUGAAUUAGGACUGAAGUGGACCAACUGACUGUAAAGACAGAAAUCAACUGCCACACUGCUGCUGUUACAUAACAUGUUUUAUUGGAAAAUAUUAAAACCUGCUGAAAACACUGCAUCAAUUCAGUCAAGUCCUGAAGCUUCAGGGAAACAUUUCCUUCCACACUGUUACUAAUGUGAUGCUACAGCUUAAUAAAAUGUCUUAAUACAU
This is a messenger RNA of Seriola dumerili (greater amberjack), 3641 nucleotides long. RefSeq names its product arf-GAP with coiled-coil, ANK repeat and PH domain-containing protein 3-like. Lineage: Eukaryota; Metazoa; Chordata; Actinopteri; Carangiformes; Carangidae. The transcript is spliced from 22 exons. Gene Ontology annotation, molecular function: GTPase activator activity; protein binding. The coding region runs from base 297 to 2483 and encodes 728 amino acids. Gene Ontology annotation, cellular component: cytoplasm. The record is from RefSeq and is a predicted model, not a curated record.